UUUUUCUUCACUCUUCAGCUGAUAACUGAUUCUCGUUUUUCAGAUCUAUACGCGUUGUGAGAUUUUUCAAAUUUUAUGCAGUAAAAUCAUUCGUAAAUGUGACAAAUUUGUACUAGAAUUGUGCCAUAUUGUUCAGUGAAUGCGAUAACGUUAACAACUUACCACAAACCUCUAACAUUUCGUGCUAAACGACCAUUGGAACCAAGGCAAUCAACGCUUGCUUAGCUCUCAACACUAGGGCAUUGUUGUUGCAGCUCAGUAGCAGAGGAAACCUGCUGAUUAUUUUUUUCUUGCAACCAGUUCUAUUAAUCCGGUCAAAAUUUGCGUCGUAAAGAUGGAUCUGUUGAAGAAGAUGAUGGGCCUGGAUGGUCACACAGGGGACGAUGACGACAAAAGGAAAAAGAAACCAAUCGUGAAGGAUGAAUUCCGCAAGCCCAUCUGGGUCGAGGAGUAUGACAGUGACGAUGAUCUCUUCGACAACCAAAAGAUUAUGGGUGUUCAAAUUUUUACCAAUCCGUUGGAGAUUCAGAAGCACUUCGAUCAUCAGAUCCAAGAAAUGAUGAAGAGCUUGGAAGAAUUUGAUUCCGAUGCUGUAAAAUCUUUCGACCAUAACCUGAAGCAAGAUUUUUUGAAACCCGGUUUCGAGGAUGAAAUUAAGAAAGAUCUAAAAAAGGAAAACCUGAUCGACACCGAUCUGGAUGGAGAAAUCUAUCCUGAUCAAUUGCACACCUUGUUGCAACGCAUCUCUCCGGAUUUGAAGGAGCUAUUGCCGAAAAAGCGUGGAUCGGAAACAACGUCAAAAUCCGAGCAAAAGCUGAAGCUCACUGACGAACAAAAGAUAAUGGAUUGGAUACAUGGCUACAAGGAAUCGGAUCCGUUGCCGGUCAUGCGUCCUCGAGCGCCACGCAGAAUGCCAUCUCAACGGUUCCAUGACGGUAUUUUCGAGGGUACAUUCCAAGGCCCUCGCAUGUUCGGGCAGAGUAUUAUCUCACAAACAAUUCGGAAGCCCGAUGGGACCUACGAAACCCGCAAAACGGUUCGUGAUUCGGAAGGCCACACCAAAACUACAAUAACUCGUUCGACCAAGGAUGGGCAGAAGGAAACCAUAACAACAUACGGCGACGAAGGAGGGUCUACCGGGACAAGCAAACCGUUCAUGGAAAGUGCUGGAGUACCAGAUUUCGACAGCAAUGAUACUGCGGCACAUGUGCUGUUGGAUGCGGAUCAGGGCUGCCGCAAGCAUCUCUUCUCCAAGAACGGUUACAUCUUACCGAGGAACCUCUGGUGACUCCAAGCGCAAGUAAACCGUAAUGAGCUAACUACAGUGCUAGUGGAUCAUCGGUUGAAAUUUUGUAAUACUUAUAAUAUUCACUUCCCAUACCAUGGGACGAAGGUAGUCGUCACCCAUCGGUUAUUAUUGUCGUUUAGCGAGCCAAAUAUGUGUGCAGUAGUAGUUGUAACCAAACCCCACUCUGCUAAUGAGUGCAAUGACAUUUCUGAAUGCAAAAACAUUAACUAUAUCAACCAAACUUGUCCCAUCAAUGAUUUUGAUGACGUUACAGACAGAACAGAACAACAAUUCAUUACCCUGCAUCCCACGACAUCAAACGCUGUCUAUUGUAGCACCGAAUGUCCUGUCGUUUCACAUUUACUAAUUUGUAAUUUACUUUUAGUGUUAGUAAAGAUUAGUUUUUGUAGUGUUCAAGUCUUACUUACCUUAUUCAGCAGCAAUUUUACUGAAGGCACCGCUGCACAGCAAAGGCGGACGACGAUUGAACGACGCAGUAUUACAGAUAUCUGGCGAAGGCCCGUUCUAACGGGUGGCUCGUUAUGAAAACUGGUCCUCUGUAAGGAGUUCAACUGUUGUCUACCUGUGCACGGUACAUCUUCAAACAGAAGACGUUUGUGUUUGUGAUAUACUUUUAUGUUAAACAAUUAUCUUUGCGUCUUACCGAAUAAGUUUGCGAUUAGUGCUAACAAUUUGAGCUGACUGUGGUUGAGCCUGGAACUAUUGCCAGGUUGGGAAAGUUUAUGAACGAAGGCAGAACAUGUGCGAUCGCGUGAGUUUUACCGAGAAUUUUUGUGGAAACGUAUAAUAGAUUGAAUUUAUAUAUAUUUUUUACUGCGUAAGAAUUUUUUUAUUGACUCGAUAGAAUGUUUUUAAACAGGACGAGGAGGGAAACAAGACAGUUGAAUACGAUGCAAUUAAUUGAUACCCACGUUUGAGUCAAUGACAUAAACUAUACAAAAUAUAUAUACUAUCUACUGUAGUAGCUUUCCCUACUGUCAAGAGAAAACAAUUUCACAUAAAUACAUAAUAUCUACUAGAAAGAUAUACAAACCCUUUGCUCCUCGUA
Molecule: messenger RNA, 2357 nt
Organism: Malaya genurostris
Lineage: Eukaryota; Metazoa; Arthropoda; Insecta; Diptera; Culicidae
Exons: 5
Coding region: 335-1288 (317 amino acids)
Biological process (GO): regulation of actin filament polymerization; negative regulation of apoptotic process
Cellular component (GO): mitochondrion; actin cytoskeleton; sarcoplasmic reticulum
Source: RefSeq, a predicted model, not a curated record